This is a messenger RNA of Tachyglossus aculeatus (Australian echidna), 5178 nucleotides long. RefSeq names its product metadherin (gene MTDH). NCBI's taxonomy places the organism in Eukaryota, Metazoa, Chordata, Mammalia, Monotremata, Tachyglossidae. The record is from RefSeq and is a predicted model, not a curated record. Gene Ontology annotation, molecular function: transcription coregulator activity. Gene Ontology annotation, biological process: positive regulation of canonical NF-kappaB signal transduction; regulation of transcription by RNA polymerase II; positive regulation of angiogenesis. Gene Ontology annotation, cellular component: nucleus. The transcript has 13 exons. Bases 1 to 1830 code for a protein of 609 amino acids.
AUGGCGGCGGGUCCCGAGGCCGAGGCGGUGUGGUGGCGGUGCGGGCUGGGCCGUGCGGCGGAGGCGCUGGGCGCGGGGCUGGGGCUGGGGCUCGACCUCCACCCGGACCCGCCCGCCGCCGCCCUCCUCCUCCUCCUCAUCCUCCUCGGCGGAGUCGGUGUCGUCCUCCUCCUGGGCCUGGGCCUCCGCCGCCUCCUCGGACGGGCCUCCUCCUCCUCCUCCUCUUCUUCUUCCUCCUCGGGCCGGCCCGCAGCCCGGCCCCGGAAGCCGCCCCCGACCCCCGACCCCUCGGGGACCCCCGGGGACCCCGCUCUCCUCAAAGCGCUGCGACACGACGACCCGAAGAGGAAGGCCCGAAGGAAACCCAACGACAGGCCCAAGCCAAAUGGCCGGCCUGUUCUGGAAGUGGAUGAUGAGGUAGAAGUGGUUCAGACUACUGGAAAAGAAACACUGAAGCAACCACUCGAUGCCGAAAAGAAAAAUGAAAAGUUGAAGAAAAACAAGAAGAAAUCCAAGGCGGAUGUGAAAGUAGCUCAGGACGGUUCGCGCCACGAUGGAAAGGAAGUUGAUGAAGGAGCCUGGGAAACUAAAAUCAGUAACAAAGAGAAAAGACAGCAGCGAAAGCGGGACAAGGGCUUUCCUGAUACGGGUUCUCCAGAUUCAAGUCUUCCUGGGACCGAAAGCGCCGUCUCAGUUUCCACUGAGCAACUUAUAACAGCAACUUUUCCAGUUGGCUCCAGAAAGAAUAAAGGUGAACCUCUUCUAAAUACUCCCAACUAUAAGCCUGGAAAAGGUGAUUCUACACUUCAACAGGGAUUGAAUGAAAACCCUACCGUAAAUGGAGGAGGCUGGAAUGAAAAGUCUGUAAAACUCUCCGCACAGAUUAGUGCAGGUGAGGAGAAGUGGACCUCUGUGUCACCUGCGUCAUCUGGCAAGAGGAAGAAUGAGCCACCCGUUUGGAACCAGGAUACUGGUGAUACUGGUGCAAAUGGAAAAGACUGGUGUGUGUCCUUAGUGGGAAGGACCUGGAGUGAUCGCACAAUAUUCCCUGGCAUCGCUGCUUGGUCUGGUGUGGAUAGAAGGAUGAACACAUCUGAACAGAAUUCUGCUUCUUUUACAUCUCUUGGACUUAACCCUGCAGUUUCUGGGUCUUCCGGGGAACCAGUGUCCCAGCCCACCGCUUCGGAUUUUCAGUGGGACUUAAGCCGUAAUCAGCCCCACGUUGACGACGAGUGGUCUGGGUUAAAUGGACUUACGUCAGCCGACCCCAGUUCCGAUUGGAAUGCCCCUGCAGAAGAAUGGGGCAACUGGGUAGAUGAGGAAAAGGCUUUGCAUAGGAAAGCACAGGAGCCAGUCCCCAAAGUUCAGAAAAUUUCAGAUGAUAAAGAAAAGGCAGACGUCACUCUUCAAAGCUCUACAGAUGGAAAGUCUAAAAAGAAAAAGAAGAAGAAGAAGAAGGAGCAAGGCGAAGAUGCCAGCUCUCCAGCACAGGACACAGAGGAAGUGGAGAGAAAUACUAGAAAAAACCUCCAAGAGAAUACUUCCAAAGUCAAACCACCACAGGAAAAACCUUCGAAGACCAAAAGCCCCCGUGAUCCAGCUAAGACUGCUGAGCCACCGGCACGUGCUGUUUCUACCGAGCCAUCUGUAAUUUUAUCAGUGGGUAACUCUGACAAGAUCUCUUCCCAAGUGCCACAGAAGCAAGAGAAGAAUGUUUCCAAUUCUAACGUCAAGCAAAAUAGUGUGCCUCCUUCACAGACCAAGUCUGACAGUAGCUGGGAGUCUCCCAAACAAGUAAAAAAGAAGAAGAAAGCCAGAAGGGAAACGUGAAUUUUCUUUUUUUUUUUUUUCCUGAGUCGGACGUGUUGGGCAAACACUGUCAAGGAGAUUAUGCUGUUUAUGCAAUAAUUUGUGAACAUGUACAGAAUUUUAUAUAAAUUUCAACUGAUUUUUAAAACGAAACUGCUGUGAACACAACCAUCGUUAAAAUGGAAUCAAAGGAAAGUUAAUUUGUGAAAUUCGGAGUUCAGCUGGAACAUGCUACCACGCUGGAAGACAUUUUGGAGAGUCUGCUUUUUCCAUUUGAGAACGGUCUUAAUUUAAGAAAAUAUAAAUAUAUCCUGGUUUUAUGACAGUGCCCUGUUUACAACAAAUGGUGUGCCCUUUCUCAUCUGCAGCUAAGAAAUAAAGGCUUGAUUAGAGAGCGGGUUGUCUGCAGAAUAGUGGGUAUUUCUUGCCUCCUUCAGAUUGAUGCGCAGAGCCCAGCUACCAUUUGAAUCUGUUUCAUGCCUAAGUCAGAGUGCUUUGUUAAAUUACAUAAUCUGCCAUACCUUUACACAAUGCCGGUAGCCAUGUCUAGUAAAGGAAUUGCAAGUACAAAUACAAAACCAUUCUUUGUCAUUUGUGUGGCUGAGCCGUAAGGUUUAAAGACAGAUAUUUUCAACUAAAAGAUUGGAAAUGCAGUUAACACUUGAGAGUAUGGUUUAUGAAGUUAUUUUUGAUAGCGUAUUACAUUACUUGAAUUGUUCAAAGUACAGUAUAUUUUUAAUUAAGAAAACUCAACUAUGUGUAUACGGUCCUAUUUGUUUCUGUUUUAUCCUUUUUAAGGUCGGGGCUCAUGUUCAAUGCGCUUGUCUCAUGAUUUGAAAACUUUUAGGCUAAAUCUAAUUCACAUUAUUCCCUUCUGUGCUAGAUACUCAUCUUUUUUUUUUUUUUACCAGCCUCUACUAUUUACUUGUGGUUAAAGCUAUUUUUGACUUCAGAGAAACAUUCGCAAACAAACAUUUGAUGGAAAGUGGGAGAUUAGCAUCAGACAGCUUUAAUUGACAUUGUCAAGACCACCAGUUAAUCAGGAAAUACAUCUUUUUUACUGCCUUAAACCUGUAGUGUGUAGAAUAUGCAUCUAAAUUUCUUGAAGGGGGAAUUAGUGUUUUUAUAAGACUUUUCAUGUAAGUAUUGCAGUUGUAGUUAAUAAGAAACAUUUCCCGCUUGAAACUGUAUUGGUUAAAAUGGUGUGUGAGAUGUUUCACCAUUUUCAGGCACUGUGUAAUUAUAUCGUAAUGAACUGGCAGGUAUCUUUGUAUCUAUAAAUGGUGCAUGCUCAGCCAUGUACACUGUAAAUAGCCUUUACCAAACAUGUGUUUGACAAGGACCAUAAUUAACAUCACGUAGUGAAUUGUGAUAAAAGAAAAAAGCCAUGAUUUAUUUGAUGUGACUGGCUUUGUUGUUUUUAUGUGGCAAGAGAAUGAAAUUGUUUGUAACAGCUGUAACCAAUGGUACCGAUCCAGCCAUCCGAUAUUGUCUUUAUUUUACUCGACUGUGGUUUGGUAGAGUUGGCUUGCGAGGCUUUGCAAGCGAAGUCAAUUGGUUUUAGUUUUGCUGAAGGCCAGCCUUAUUAACGGACAACUUUCCUAAUAAGUGAUUACUAAUUUUUACGCAGGUGUUAACAUCUGUUUGAGGAACAUGGCAGUAUGUUUACAUGUUCAGGAGCUUUGUUUAACUCAGUGACAUUUCUAAGUUGAUUUGUUUAAAUAAAAUGAGCAAAUGGAUAGUAUUGUUUGUUCUUUUGGUUGAAUGGGGAAAGCAAUGUUGAAAGAGGCUUUGCUGGGUUUUAAAAGAGCUUUUAAAAGGCUUGAAAAUCGGUGUUUCCUAAUGUGAAUCUGCCCUGUCUUCAAGGAGCCCUAAUUGUUUCUCAGAUUAGCCAUCUCAGACUGGCCGAGGGGCGUCCAGAUAGGGCAGGUUGAAAGAGAGGCUGGGAAAUAUAGGAAUGGGCCGGUAGGUCUUUGGAAACAGUUACAUGUUUUUCAAGUACUGGAAAGGAAAAUGUUUAAAUAGGAUGGUUCCUGUGUUCACUUUUUGCAUGCAUUGCCUUUGGCGGGCUCAUCAUUUGUUUGCUGUCUGCAUGCGUGUCGUUGCAGGGGCGGACUGACUCACUUCAUACAUAUAAUCCAGUUUGUUCGGUCUUAAAUUGCCAGUACUGCAGGAAAUUAACUCCAAACUUGAUUCACUUUUCUCCGAGUAAUGUGUGAAAUUUCGGACGGGAGACUGGUGUGCUGUCUCUCGAAAUUUCACAUAAACUCUUCCGGACUGAAAUUGCUUUUUUAAAACGACAUAGCAAAUGCUGAUUAUCACAGUGAUUAUUGUGGUAUUCCUUAAGCGCUUAGUAUGCGCCUAGCACUGUCCUAAGCGCCGGGGUAGAUGCAAAUUAAUCAAGUUGGGCACGAUCCCCGUCCCCCAUAGGGCUCACAGGCUGAGAGGGCAGGAAAGAGUCCUCAUUUUAAUAACAGUAGCAGUAGGGAUGGUAUUUUAAGCGGUUACUACGUACGGGGCACUGUACUAAGCACUGGAAAAGAGAACACAGGUGGAAAUUGGGCGGCCUCUGUCCCUCGAGCGGCUCGUGAUCUGUGAGGAGACUGUCGUAGGAGCCCGCGAGUGUCUUGGCCGAGGUUACAGAGCAGUCAAGGGGCAGAGCUGAGAUUAGAACCCAGGACCCCGAGGCCCCUGAUCUUUCUACUAGGCCAUGCCACCUUCCAGUUCUCUGAGUCUGGGGUGGGGAAAGAAUCAAAGUGCUUACGGGGCUGCAAUUAAUUCAUUAGUGGUAUCUAUUGAGUGCUUAGUUCAGUGCUUAGUACAGUGCCUGUCACAUCGUAAGUGCUUAACAAAUGCCGUAAUUACUAUUAUUACUGUCCUAAAUGCAUGGGAGAGUACAACGCAACAGAAUUAACGGACACUUCCCCUACCCACAACGGGUGCAGUGCGUAGGGGAUGCAGAAGGGAGGGUGGAAUAGGUUGGAGAAAUGAGCGGUUAGACGGGGUGGGGUAAUAAAACAUUUUCGUAGGGCUUUAAAUAGGUGGGGAAAAGAGCCAUUUCUGAAAAACAAUGGUUGACUCAGCACUUUGUUUUAUUAAGACAAAGGUUUACAAGAAAGUAGCUACUGUGUUGUAGCAGGAAUGCCUGUGCUUGUAUUAUUGGAGAAAAAAAGUUAAUGGAAAUAAAAUCUGAAAAGAAGACAUCUCAGUGAUUCAAUAUUUUCGAUUAAAACGAUGUGGUGAAUUUGGGAAUUGUGGGGGUUAUCUGGGUAAUUCUUGCAGAAGCGAGAAUUUUUACAUGAAUGAGUUGAUGUUUGUCAUGUGUAAAGAUGCUUUGCUUAUAAAUAAAAUAUCCAGUUUUUGUUUCAA